Messenger RNA from Alexandromys fortis (reed vole), 2760 nucleotides. RefSeq names its product PNMA family member 1 (gene Pnma1). The record is from RefSeq and is a predicted model, not a curated record. NCBI's taxonomy places the organism in Eukaryota, Metazoa, Chordata, Mammalia, Rodentia, Cricetidae. Bases 974 to 2035 code for a protein of 353 amino acids. The transcript has a single exon.
GUCCACAGAAGUCAGAGCGCUGCAGGUCUCCAUGGGCACAGACGGGAUGAGCAUCUUGAAACAAGUCCGUCAUGGUGGAUACAUAUCAAUAACGCCAACUUAAAUUCACAGCAAGAUUAGAUUUAAACACAACAACAAAAAUAUGCUUACUCUGUCUCGGAAAAAAAAAACAAAACAAAAAGAUGCUUAACAAUAUUUAUUGUUAAGAAAGAAUCUAGGAAAUACAGGGGGCGGGGGAAGAAAUGCGCCAUCACAGAAUAGACGCCUCAAACCCCUCGGUACCAUAGCAACCGCCAGAUCCUCUGGAGCCCGCGCAUGGACACGGUUGCCACGGCGACACUGGCGCGCAGGCCGGUCCCGCCCUGCACUGCAGCUGCGCGGCGGCCGUUGCGGGAGCGCGCUGCUGUAGAAGCUGAGCAGAGCUGUGUCCAGCCGGCCUUCCGGCUUCCGCGCCUCCUGCGGCCUCGGUCCCAGAUAUUCCCAAGCCGCUGCAGCCGCCGAACCUGAGUACCGCCUCUCCCCGCGGCUUCCAAAUCACCCCCUCGGGAGACCCUAUGCCGGUGCCUACCACCGGCCGGCCCGGGAGCGGCGGGAGGAGCUGCCACGCCCCGCGACCGCACCCAGCCGUCUACCGCCCGGAGCCCACCGGAAGCCUUCCGCCUUCCACCAGCCUUGUUUCUCUCCUCCACGCGGUGACGCCACGCUCAGCUGCAGCCAGCCCACGCCUGCUCGGACCAAAGAGGGCGACAUUCACGUGACAGGCGGAGCGACCCCCGAAGCUGGCAGCGCUCAUUUUGGGAUCCAGAAGGGACAAGACGGGACUCUGGUGUCAUUUGGUAAUCGUGGUUGCUUGAAGCUUGUCGCCUCCAGGCCUACCCGGGGGAGGGAGGCAUGUUAUGUUGUAUUGUUCUAGGUCCUAUAGCACCGUGAGCAGGUCCAAGCGGUGUUUGUAGAACUGGCACCUUUAGUAGAAAUGGCUAUGGCACUAUUGGAAGACUGGUGCAGGGGAAUGGACGUGAACGCACAGCGAGCUCUGCUGGUCUGGGGGAUCCCUGUGAACUGCGAUGAGGCUGAAAUCGAAGAGACCCUCCACGCUGCGAUGCCCCAGGUGCCCUAUCGAGUACUGGGGAGAAUGUUCUGGAGGGAAGAAAAUGCGAAAGCAGCCUUGUUAGAGCUCACCGGGGCAGUGGAUUACUCCCUGAUCCCUAGAGAGCUGCCAGGGAAAGGGGGGCUCUGGAAAGUGCUCUUUAAGCCCCCCACUUCCGAUGCUGAGUUUUUGGAAAGGUUGCGCCUCUUCCUAGCUAGGGAAGGGUGGACUGUGCAAGAUGUUGCUCGUGUGCUUGGGUUUCAGAACCCUGAUCCCGAUCCAGGCCCAGAAAUGCCAGCAGAGAUGCUCAACUAUAUUUUGGAUAAUGUUAUUCAACCUCUUGUUGAGUCCGUAUGGUAUAAGAAGCUGACGCUGUUCUCUGGGAGGGACAUUCCCGGGCCUGGCGAGGAGACCUUUGAUGCCUGGCUGGAGCACUCUAAGGAGGUCAUAGAGGAAUGGCCGGUGUCUGAUAUGGAAAAGAGACGGCGGUUGAUGGAGAGUUUGCGAGGCCCUGCUGCUGACGUCAUUCGCAUCCUCAAGACCAACAACCCUGCCAUCACCACCGAAGAAUGCCUGAAGGCUCUGGAGCAGGUAUUUGGGAGCGUGGAGACCUCUAGAGCUACACAGGUCAGAUUUCUGAACACUUACCAGAACCCAGGAGAAAAGUUGUCGUCUUACGUCCUUCGCCUGGAGCCUCUGCUGCAGAAGGUAGUGGAAAAGGGGGCCAUUGAUAAAGAUAACGUGAACCAGGCUCGCCUGGAGCAGGUCAUCGCUGGGGCCAACCACAGUGGGGCCAUCCGAAGGCAGUUGUGGCUGACCAGGGCUGGCAACCGACCGGCACCCAACCUCUACCAGUUGCUGGUGCAGAUUCGAGAGGAGGAAGCCAAAGAGGAGGAGGAGGAGGCUGAGGCGGCCCUCUUGCAGCUAGGCCUGGAGGGGCAUUUCUGAGUCCCUGGAUUGGCCUGGCUGCUUUUGUUAUCCCUGUGCGGUUUUACAAGCUUGCCUCCCAUAGUAUAGACCUAAGCUCCUGUUUUUGUUUUGUUUUCUGAGGGAUGGGCCAGGGGAGUCGGACCUGCAUAUUCGCCUCACAGUCACAGAACUGUGUGAUUGGCAGGAGCUGUAACUAAUGCUAGAGGUGGGUCAGAUGCUUGACGGGAGCCCUCCUGGUGACAGCUUUGACGCUGUGAAAAAAUUGAAGCUGCGACACUUCCUGUCAAGAUGCUUGGGAAAUUGCAAGUUCAGACGCUUAGUGCAAGCCUGCCUCACAGGCUAUAGGACACAAACUGUUCUAUUUGUUACUAAUAUUGUGGAUAGUUUUGCUGUACAUUGUCCCUAAUUUAUAUAGCUGGAAGGAAUGUGAGCCUACUGGAUGAUACUACUCAUCUUGAAAAUUCACAUUUCUAAUUUCUCUCGGCUCAGCGUCAGAAUCAGUUUUCCUGCUCAGUGUUCUAGGACUGAAAAUGGCGUGUUGGAAAAAUGCGCUUUUAUGGAGCCACACAGUCAACUUUUCGUGGUGUAAAAUAGCGACAGAGGUCAUAGGGGGAAGCUCCAUAAACAAGCUAUGUUCCCCCCACUUGAAAUAGUUGUCAUUUAGUUAUUGGUCAUGUUGACGCUAAGUGUUUUAAAUUUGAAGUUUAAAUAGAUGUAUACAAAUAAAAAUUUGAAAAUUCUCA